CGAUAUGUAUGUGUCUAUGUGUGAGAUGCGGGACAGGGAUUACGUAUCUUGUGAAUGGGCGCAAGAUCUUUGCGAAGGGAAAGCUGUUUAUGUCAUUCUCUGCGUCUUGGUAUCUUUUGUCUCGGUUGCGCUUUUGGUGUCUGGAUAUGUAGUGAGCGCUGUAUUUGAUACCCUCUUCCCCCCCCCCCCCCCCCUUCAAUUAGUAUUGCAAAAAUCGGGCUACAACGCUUUUUGUGGGUAGUGUACCAUGCAUAUUCCGGAAUGCAACUCCAACUCUAAAUCAUUGUUAUAGACUAAUACGGUUUCUGGCCGUGGCGCCUUCUCCUUCUUUUUCUUUUCCCCCCUGUGGAGUCCUGAAUCCUUGCUACUUGUGCCUCCAUUGUCCUCGCUGCGAUUUUCUCGUGGGGAAGAUGGGGUAGCGCAUUCGUUCUUUUUUUUUCCCUCCUUCUUCUCUCUUUCUUCUUGUUUAAAAGACGUUUAGAAAGUAGUAGUGUUACCUACAGUGCAAGGUUCAUACAUAUAUACAUCACAUAAGUGCUCAACCGUAUUCGAGCACCCAAUCUGUUUUUGCAGGCUCGAGGUAAAAUUUCAGCAAGACUUGGGUUAUGCUUUGACGCUUAUCAAGAUCGUUGGGUGAUUGAUUAUGUGGAGUUCUUGAACGGUGGAGUUGGUGUGGAAAGACUGGUUAAAAGACUGAGU
Molecule: messenger RNA, 699 nt
Organism: Periconia digitata
Lineage: Eukaryota; Fungi; Ascomycota; Dothideomycetes; Pleosporales; Periconiaceae
Source: the annotation of a GenBank genome assembly